GACAACAACAAAGAUGGCGAUCCUCACUCAUUCACAAACCUCAAGGGCGCCUUCCUCACAAAGUAUUUUGGUAUUUAAUAGUAGGACACUUGUGUUAUUUGUGUAUUUCAUCAGUAUUAUUCCUAAACAUACGGCUGAAUCACACAAGAUUUUUAAAACCUGCGAAAACACUAUGUCGUUACUUGCUKUGGACUGGAGAUCGCGCGAAAAGUCUGGRAGGAUAUGUCCAACGAAGGCCAUUGAUUUUAAACAAUGGGAAUUUGAGGAAAAUAAUCUACUUCUGCAUUCUUUUCCUAUCGAUCUAGAAACUAGAAAUUUUUGUAGAGAAGUUAGAAGGGCAGUUUUUUCCUACGUGGAACCAGUAUCGUUGAAAACAAAGCCGAGUUUAGUAGCUGUUUCGUCAGAMGUUCUGGAAACUCUUUUAGAUAUUGACAGGGGAUCRGUGGAAAAGUCAGAGAAAUUCCUGGAAUUUGUAUCUGGUAAUGGUUUGGUAAAGAAUUCAUUUCCUCUUGCUCAUCGGUAUGGUGGUCAUCAGUUUGGUGAUUGGUCAGGGCAGCUAGGAGAUGGUAGAGCUGUUCUUCUCGGAGACUAUGUAAAUAGAAAUGGUGAAAGAUGGGAACUUCAGCUGAARGGAUCAGGAAAGACACCAUAUUCAAGGCAUGGCGAUGGGAGAGCUGUCUUAAGGUCAUCUGUGAGAGAGUUUCUUGCUAGUGAAGCCAUGCAUCAUCUUGGAAUACCAACCAGUAGAGCUGCAAGUAUUAUUGUAAGCAAAGAUCCUGUUUGGAGAGAUAUGUUUUAUGAUGGCCGUCCAAAGCAAGAAAAAGCUGCUGUUGUGCUUCGGGCUGCGAAGUCAUGGUUUAGGAUUGGUUCUUUAGAAAUUCUCGCUGACCAGGGUGAAACUGACUUGCUUAAAGAGCUUGUUGAUUUUAUAAUUGAACAUCAUUUUGAAGACAUUAAAAAUGACAGCAACAAAUACCUUAACUCCUUUUCCAAAGUUGUCAGUAUGACAGCAGACAUGAUAGCCCACUGGCAGUCAGUUGGCUUUGCACAUGGUGUGUGUAACACUGAUAAUUUCAGUAUCUUGUCUAUYACCAUUGACUACGGGCCAUUUGGAUUCCUUGAUGAAUACAAAACAGAUUUUGUACCAAACUCGUCUGAUGAUGAAGGCAGAUACAGCUUCAGAAACCAACCAAGCAUUGGGUUUUUCAAUCUGAAGAAACUACUWAAUGCUCUAUCACCAUUACUGGGCCAGAGAAGAGGUCAGAAAGAACUAGUGAAAUAUACAGAAUUAUUCAAUAAUCGAUUCAUGAGUAUCUAUCGUAAAAAGCUUGGUUUGAUUGGAUCGAUAAGCAGUGAUGAACUCCUUAUCAAGUCUNCGAGUCAAUACCAUAGUUUAAUGGAAUCUAGUCGUGCUGAUUAUACGAUGACAUUCAGACAACUCGCUGACCUCACAAGAUAUCACAUGCAAAACGGCACUAUUCCUGAAGGAGCCUGGGCACUAGCAGCUCUUGCUAAGCAUAAAAACUGGUUUGACUGGUUGCAGCGAUACUGGGAACGACUAGACAGCAAUGAAGGACAUGAUGCAGACGAAUCUAGAAGACAGCGAAUGAAUGCGAUCAAUCCGAGAUAUAUUCUUCGAAACUGGAUGGCACAGUUAGCCAUUGAGAAGGCUGAUGUAGGAGACUACACUGAGGUUCGAAAGAUAUUGACUGUCUUACAAAAUCCAUAUAUUGAACAGGCCGAAGCUGAAGCAUCAGGUUUUGCCUCAGCCCCUCCCCCAUGGGCGUCGAAAUUAAGAGUCAGCUGUUCGUCAUGACAACUUGUUCACAGUCCCCAUAAAUCAAAUGACAGAGACGUUGGUAUAAUUCAAACUGAAGUACAUUUUGUUAUUUGUAAGGGUUUUCUACCUUAAAUGUUCAGUAAAUGUAUUGUUUUGAUUACGCAAUAAUCUGCGGUAAAUGAGAAUCGAUGAACAUAUGAAGGCCUAUCGAAACCUACACAUCAUACAGUCCGUAUUUGACUUAUGUCACUUUUGAGCUUCAUUUCAUUCUCGUAUUAUAGCCGAAUUGUAGAUAUGUCGCAUUGUUACUGUUCAGUACCCGCGCAUGCAUAAUCCCAUAGCUGUAUAUCGUCAGUAGCUGGGGUCUCGGGUUUUCCGGUAUCAGUUAUACUGACAUUCAAUAUUUAUAAAUAAAAUAUUUAAUUGCU
Molecule: messenger RNA, 2208 nt
Organism: Exaiptasia diaphana
Lineage: Eukaryota; Metazoa; Cnidaria; Anthozoa; Actiniaria; Aiptasiidae
Product: protein adenylyltransferase SelO
Exons: 16
Coding region: 14-1816 (600 amino acids)
Source: RefSeq, a predicted model, not a curated record